AAGGUAUUGGUUGCAGGGCACGAUAUGUUGUAGAGUAAAAAUGCUCCACUGUGGACAAAUUGAUCAAAAUGUCUUUGAACAACAAUUAUUGACCAUUAAGUUCUAUAUGAAUGACAACCAAACAAUGAGAAUUCUUUUCUCAAACUCAAAGAAACAAUCUUCUAGAUUAAUUUACUUUAAAACUAAAUUCACAGAAACAAUCAGUGUGCAGAACAAAUUCGUAAGCUGAUUCACAAACGAUCUUCUGUAUCAAUUUCAAGUAACACACAGUUUAUCGUUUUUGUCUCAUCUUCAUCAAUUUUACUUGCAAACGCCUGGAAAUUUUCUCUGGAAGAUCCUAACCAUCUUCAACAGCUUUUGUGAAUAGAAUCCUGAAAUUAUAGAAUUCCAUGAUGUGACAUCUUUUUGAGGUAUUUUGUCAAACAGUUGCCGUGUCUUUUCAAUAUUUCCAUAUUCUCCACAAAUGUCUACCAGCACAGUUGCAAGUACAACCGAAGUUUUUCAAUCCUUUAUACUUUAAUUUAUGUCUAUUCCCUGAUACAAACGCCCCUCAGGAGAACUGAAAUUGGUAUGAUUUAACCCAGCCUUGUCCAACCCAACCUUAAAUAGGCCUCUUCUCCUGAUGCCUGUUAAAUAAACAUUCACCGUAAAAGGUGAUUUCUAUCUUAUCAAAAAUGGCUCCGAUAUUGGUUUCUCCGACUAUUUCAGUUUCCAAGUCCCCAGGAUGGGUUUCAACGAAAACCCAUGGAAUUUCACCUAUUGGAAAGUACUCGCACGCAAAGAGUCUCGCUUGCCACAACAUGCCAUCUGCUGUUGUUGCCGGAGAGGAUGCAAAGACUCUUCAGGCUUAUUACCAGAAGCCAGAUUAUGUUCACUCUGUUUCAACAUUUAAGGAGGCACCCUUGGAUGAGAUGGAUAAGAGAAUAGAGAAAUUGGUUUCAGAGAUCAAAGGGUUCUUUAAUUCGAUGGAAGAUGGGGAAAUAAGUCCCUCUGCUUACGAUAGUGCGUGGGUAGCGAGAGUUCCUGCCAUUGAUGGCUCUGCUAAACCCCAGUUUCCUCAAAUGGUGGACUGGAUUCUUCACAAUCAGUUACCGGACGGUUCCUGGGGACAGAAGAAUCGCUUUUUAGCGUGUGAUAGACUCCUUAAUACUCUUUCCUGCCUAGUUACUCUGGCCUUCUGGGGUAUUGGAAACAAUCAAGUGAACAGAGCAGGUCUUGAUUUCUUAAGGAGAAAUACAGAGGGAAUGAUUAAAGAAGCACUUGGCCAUCAUCGAUCCAAGGGGUUCGAGAUGGUCUUUCCUGUACUGCUGAAUGAAGCCAAACUUUUGGGUUUGGAUUUUCCUUAUGAGCUAUCUGUCAUAAAACAAAUAAGCGAAAAGCGGGACUCGAAAUUGAAAAAAGUAUCUGUUGAAGAGCUGCACAACCAUCCCUCAACAAUGUUGCAGUGUCUGGAAGGCAUACAAGAAGUAGUAAAUUGGAAAAAUAUUCUGAAACUGCAAUCCAAGGAUGGAUCUUUCUCAGGCUCCCCAGCAUCUACAGCUUGUGUAUUUAUGCAAACAGGAAACAAGAAAUGUCUACGAUUUUUGACGAGCCUACUUAAAAAGUUUGGAGACCAUGCGCCGAGCAUGUAUCCGGUGGAUAUAGCGGAGCGUUUGAGAGCUGUGGAUAGUGUUGAAAGUCUUGGCCUCGAACGCCAUUUCCAAACGGAGAUUAAACAAGCCAUGGACUAUGUGUUCCAAUACUGGAGUGAAAGAGGCAUUGGAUUUGGAAGGGAGAGCCUGGUUCCAGAUAUUGAUAUUACAGCCACUGCCUUCAGGCUUCUCAGAACGUUCGGCUACCCUGUAUCUUCCGACGUUCUGCAAAACAUUAAAGGCGAGGCUGAAGAACUUUGUAAGCAGUCUGGUGACGAAAACAGCGCAGGAAUAAUCGCUAUAUUGAGCCUGUAUAGAUGUUCACAGCUUAACUUUCCGGGCGAGAACGUAAUGAGAGAAAUAGGUGCAUUUGCAAAAGAUUACUUGGCCAAAUCUCUGCAAAGCGAGAACUUUUCUCAGGCAAAGGCUGUCAAGGAGAACAUUCGCCAAGAGGUUGAAUAUGCUUUGUCUGCUCGAUGGAAUAGAAAUAUGCCAAGGCUAAUGGCUAGAAAUCACAUAGUAUCGUUUAAUCCCGAUGACCUAUGGCUGGGAAAAACAUUAUAUCACCUGCCAAAAGCUAGCAACGACAAGUAUUUAGAAUUGGCCAAACUCGACUUCAACAGCAUUCAGGCUAAACACAGAUCUGAAAUACAACAUAUAAAGAGAUGGUACAAGGAUUGCAAAUUCCCACAGUUGGAUUUUACUCGUCACAGAGAAGUGGCAGUUUACUGGACCUCUUCAGCGGCAAUGUUCGAACCACAAUACACUGAUUGUAGACUCGAUUAUGCAAAAGCCGGACUCCUGGCUGUUAUCAUAGACGACCUAUAUGACACUUAUGCAACUCUGCAGCAAUUAAAGCUCUUCAAUGAAGCUUUCGAAAGAUGGGAUCCACUGCAAAUAGACCAACUGCCAGAGGACAUGAAAAUAGUUUUCAUGGGUUUCUAUAAUACUUUGACCGAUAUAUCUGAACGAGCAAGGAAGGUUCAAGGUCGUGAUGUAAUUCCUUACCUACGCCAACAGUGGUUAGAUCUGUUGGCCAGUUUCACAAAAGAAAGAGAGUGGAUGGAUAAAAGUUAUUCGCCAUCAUUAGAUGAAUAUUGGGAGAAUGCCGAAGUGUCGAUAGCACUGGAAACAACUAUCCUGACGCCAAUAUUUUCUACGGGAGACAUUCUUCCUGAUCACAUUCUCGAUAAGCUUGACUUUCUCAAUCUCGUCAGUCAGACAGGCCGUCUUAUGAACGACUAUAGAACCUUCCAGAGGGAAAGAGAUCGCGGGGAAUUGGCUUCAUUCGUACAAUGUUACAUGAAUGAGCACCCUGGAUGCACUGAAGAAGAGGCCUUGAAUUACAUGGAGGGACUGAACGAAGAGGCCCUUAGCAAAUUGAACUACCACUUUCUAAUGCGUGCAGACAUACCCAAGCAUUAUAGAACACUUCUUUUCAACACGGCCAGGAUAAUGCAAUUGAUUUACAGGAAGGAAGACGGCUUUCUAAAUGCCGCAGAGGAUCUUGAAGAUUCCAUUAAAAAGUCUCUGUACGAACCAUUGCUGUAACAGAUUUCCCACUGUUAUGGGUUCUUGCAAUUCCAAUAGUCAACGCGCGUGGUUCCAUCUAGAUUACUGUUAUAGAAUGUGGGCAUUAUAAUUUCAAACAACAAACUCUGUAAAAUGUUUUUUUAAUUUUAACU
This is a messenger RNA of Cryptomeria japonica (Japanese cedar), 3316 nucleotides long. RefSeq names its product bifunctional levopimaradiene synthase, chloroplastic. Gene Ontology annotation, biological process: diterpenoid biosynthetic process. The record is from RefSeq and is a predicted model, not a curated record. The transcript has 15 exons. NCBI's taxonomy places the organism in Eukaryota, Viridiplantae, Streptophyta, Pinopsida, Cupressales, Cupressaceae. Bases 675 to 3182 code for a protein of 835 amino acids. Gene Ontology annotation, molecular function: magnesium ion binding; terpene synthase activity.